AUGCUACUCUUGUUGUUCGCCGUGGCUUGCGGGGCAACGGCAACGGCCACACCGGUACCUCCCACUGCAACCACUGCGCCGGUGGCGGACACCGCGGCUCCUGCCGCUACCGAGGCACCGUCGGCCCAACCCCGAGCGACGACCGCUGCCGCAGCACCCACCGCAGUGCCCACAGCUGCUCCCGCGGUGGCCGCGCCUGUUCCGGACUGGGUGAGCAUCGGACAAGGGAAGCACUACAACGGCGUCAUACCCAUAGCGACGUGUUCCAAGCCGGGGUUCUGGGAUGUCCAUUACGGUGGUAGUUCGUGCAGCACCCUCAGACCGUCCCACCCUCGGUUUAACCAGCUGUUGGAGUGGAAUCCAGUCCAGACCGAUGAGAUACAAGGCGACCUGGCGGAAAGCUGGGAGAUCAGCGACGACGGCAAGCUCUACACCUUCCGCCUCCACGACGCCCAGUGGAGCGAUGGCAAGCCCGUCACUGCCGCGGAUGUUGUGUUUACCCUGGACCGGAUAGUGGAGCCGGGAGCGAUCAGGGCCCGAACGGCGGCGCUCCGGAGGUUCUACGAGUCGGGAACUGCCGAAGCCAUUGACGCGAAGACGGUGAGGGUGCCCACCAAAAUUCGCGCGGUGACUUUCAUGCUGAAUAUGGCUUCGGACUACAUGGUAAUGUACCCCAAGCACAUCGUAGAGGGGCAGUCACAGGAUGAUCUGAAUUGCUGCCCGAAGAACCUGAUCGGGUCAGGCCCCUGGAUAUUCAAGGACCAGAUCCUCGGAGAGUCCUACGAAUACGAGAAAAACCCCAACUACUUCAAGGAGGGCCGUCCCUUCUUCGAUGGCUUCCAGGCCUUCUUCAUCAAGGAUAAGGCCAGGCUCAUGUCGGCCUUCAAGGUCGGACAGCUCUCGAUGAGCUACGCAUUCUUCAGUCCUAGCGUUCAACCCAAGGACCUGGAGAUCCUGGAACAGGAUACACAAGGCAGGAUAAAGAAGUGGGUAAUACUGGAUUCAUCGCGCGAAUUAUAUAUGAACGUGAACGAGCCGCCCUUCGACAACCCCAAGCUAAGAGAUGGCACCCAUCCCCUGAGUCUUGGGGGCACUGGCUACCCGGUACGGGACCCCUCGGAGACUCUUACCCAGUUCUUCCAGCUGCCCUCGCUCCGGAACUCUUAUGACUGGAGCCAUCCCAGGAUUGAUGAACUGAGCGCGAUCCAGGAGGCGGAGUUUGAUCCGGAGAAGCGUCAGGCCAUGUUCAAAGAAAUGGCCGACAUUCUUCACCAGGGGGAGGGCCACUACGUGCCGCUCAUCUGGUUCCCCCUAUCUGGAGCCUUGAUUACCGGAUACAGAAUUUCCAUGUGA
Molecule: messenger RNA, 1353 nt
Organism: Geodia barretti
Lineage: Eukaryota; Metazoa; Porifera; Demospongiae; Tetractinellida; Geodiidae
Source: the annotation of a GenBank genome assembly